Messenger RNA from Myxozyma melibiosi, 995 nucleotides. RefSeq lists its product as uncharacterized. NCBI's taxonomy places the organism in Eukaryota, Fungi, Ascomycota, Lipomycetes, Lipomycetales, Lipomycetaceae. The transcript is spliced from 3 exons. The record is from RefSeq and is a predicted model, not a curated record. Bases 259 to 954 code for a protein of 231 amino acids.
GUAGUGCGUUAGUCUCCCAAACGCAACACCCAAAGGCCAGAACUCUUAAAGCGUGACUGCUAAAUUUGUAGGGCUUAACCCUAAAAUAUGCAUUAGACUGCUGUCAGCCACUAAGGCUCAGCUUAGCCCACCAGCCACAUUACACUGUAAGGGUCAGGGCACCCGCAUUUGGAGAACGCGACCUGCCCGCUCCCCGCACGCGUCGUCAACUCAUUGUUGAUUCUGGUCUGCGCGUCGUGGUGUUGGUGAGCAUGAUCCAUGUCUACAUCGCGCAGUAGCAGCAGCAGCAGCAGACCAGUAGAAAUAUGGUCUGGACCGUGCGAUACGUCAGACUUGGACGGACCCGAAGUGCUGCUUCAACUCUGGGGCGCGGCUCCCAAGCGGAAGAAGGAGGGCCCCGCGGCGAAAAAGCGGAAGACAUCAGCGUCGGCGGAGUUAGCAAAGCCAGAUGUUUUUGAGGGAAGUAGCUUGAGAGCUAUUGCGUGCGUGGAUACUUCUCAUAUCCCUCUAUGGAUGGCUUCUGGACGGCCCCUAAGAGUAUAUACAUCUGACUCAAAGACCGAAGAGUUCUUUAAGAAGAUAUUCUUGACUGCGACGAUCGCAGAUAGCGGCGUCCUCUCCCGCGCAAUCAUAGUGAAACUCGAGCCACCUUUGCCUACAGUUACAGGUCUUGUAAUUCUCGGCCGGAUUGGCAGCGAGAUGCAAGCAACGACUCAAGAUCGGUUUUCAGGAAAUGCCGCUGAGCCUGCGACCGAUGAUCAAGUGCUGAUCUCUGCCUUCCUACUAAACACCUCGCAUCAACUGAUGCAGACUUCUCCUAGACAAGCCAUUUCGGAUCAGCCGACUUUCUUGAUGCCGUCAGCCGAGGAUAUGCAGGAUACACUACUAUCACACAAACGAAGUCAGAAGCUUGAACGACUUUUAGAGCGGCGAGCGCCUUCAGCAAAGAAAUAGAUGACCCCCGUGAACGCAGAAGUUUCGAUGACUAUUGGAGA